Uncinocarpus reesii 1704 is the source of this 1506-nucleotide messenger RNA. RefSeq lists its product as uncharacterized. The transcript has a single exon. The record is from RefSeq and is a predicted model, not a curated record. NCBI's taxonomy places the organism in Eukaryota, Fungi, Ascomycota, Eurotiomycetes, Onygenales, Onygenaceae. Gene Ontology annotation, cellular component: mitochondrion. Bases 1 to 1506 code for a protein of 501 amino acids.
AUGCGUCGCGCGAUCCCUUCCAGGUUCACGAACAUCUGCAACGACGGAAUAUUCCUGCCAUUUCUUUACAACACCCGCACAAUCACUGCUCCGUUGCAGUGUUCUCGAUUCUUUCCCUCGCAAGCACGGUGUUCUCGUCGCGCUUGUUGCUAUUCAACCUCUUCGCUCGCAGAUGGAAAGUCCAUCCCGCAACCCAAAGCUGUUGCUGAACCCGAAGACCCUCCAAGCUACUUAAAGCACCGGGCGUCGAAGCUCACCAGGCGGAAAACAAAGACAUCGCGCCCCGGUUCUACUCUGACAGCUGCGGAAAGGGAGAUAUUUAGUCGUCUCCAAGAGUUGAAUGAGGAGUCUGAACCUGCGCUCUCAAAAUCCGAGGGUUCUGUUCAGCCGUUUUCGCAAAAACAAGUACUCGAUCGCCUUUUAAAUGACCAGGAAACCGCCGAAAUCACCUCCAUUUUUAGCUCCGUCGUAAAAGAUUUGGAUAAACCCUCUCCGCGCGUUAUCCCGGCUGAAAAUAUAGAAUCUAAUGUUGAAAAUGCGGAACAACUCGCCGCUUCCAUCACCCCGAAUCCCGAUAGCCAUGAGCAAGGACCACCCCAAUUUUCAAAGGUUUACUCGAAGCUGCAUGCAUUUCGGGACAGUCCGUCCUCGGAAGAGAACAUGGAUAUAGUGGGCAUUGAACCGUUCCCGCUUGCUAAACUAAUCGCGAAACGGGAGUCCAAGAAGAUUUGCCAGGAGCUUGAUGAUGCUGUGACCGCGGGCAAAGGUGACGUUGGCGUUUGGCAGGUCUGCGAAGAGAAGGUUUUUGGAAUGUUAGGGAUGCUCGAUCGAGAGAGGAUUGCGUCGCUUCCCGAAUUCAAGGACAAAGUUAGGCGGCGUGGUAGGCAUACCCGGGGACGAAAAUCAUCCCAGGGCAAUGGCGAUGUCGAUGGAAUAUCCGCGUCGCGGGUGCCAAUUGACGGAGAUAAACCGCUUGAUAUUCCCGAAAACGUGCCUACCGUUGCAGUUGUUCUGAAAGCAUACCCAACCACGCUCCUCCACGCAGUCAAAGUGUUUCAUCGACAUUUCCCCACCUCCCAAUAUAGUACGCAAUUAUUCGAGACCGUCAAGGCGCAUGGACGAGUUUCGCUAGUGAUGGGCGCUUCAGCGGGCCUCUGCAAUGAACUCAUAUCAUUCAGAUGGCGAGUAUACAACGAUUUGCCGUACGUGGUGAAGGUGCUGGAAGAGAUGGAGGAGGUUGGUGUUCGAUUCAAUUGGGACACUCUCUCCAUCGUCGACGAGAUACGAAAACAACGACAGGUGGAUAAAGGGAAUACUGGACAAAAGGAUGGCAUUGCGGAAAAUGGGACCUGGUGGUGGGAUUCGGAAGCCACGCGGUCAUCGUAUAAGAAUCUAGUGGGCUGGGGCCGAGGAAAGGUCGGAUGGAUCACGCGGAUCAGAGGCCACCUCAGGCACGAGGAGAAGAGGGAUAAGAAGCUGGAAGAAUGGUCUAGGAGGGCUGCUUGA